UCACUUUCAUCCCCGUCCGCCCCCCCUCAUCAGCUAGGUUCCUUGCUUCGAGGGGCGCGAGCCUAUCAAUGGCUUUCCGGUCCGUCCUCCACGAUACCAUCCCCAUCAACCGCCCGUUCAACACCGAUCCAAGCUUCCAAGCCACAAACGGCCCCUUGCACUGGGCGGCAUACACGUGGUGGAGAACAACGCCAGUGGAUGACUCUUCCCCUAAGACGUCUCUCUUUUGCCCUAUUCGUUCUCUCUAAAGCUCUUUCAGGAAGAAAAGAAGAAAGUAUCCACGCCAAGAUCUCCCCUUCAUCUCGUCAUUCUCGGCUAGGGACCGGCGCGGCGCCUUGGAGAAAGCACUUGCGUUGCACACGCUGCCUUCCUCCCAGCUCAACUUCGGGCCCCUCAACCCCUCAAGCUCAGCGGCCUCUGCCUGACAGCAAACAGGGGCAACAUUCUGAUGUGCUAAACGAUGUUUUUUGCCAUCCCGCCUCCUUUUUUUGUGGUAAGGGGGCAAACCCAUGGCUCGAGCCGACGGGCUGA
This is a messenger RNA of Colletotrichum orchidophilum, 531 nucleotides long. RefSeq lists its product as uncharacterized. The transcript has a single exon. NCBI's taxonomy places the organism in Eukaryota, Fungi, Ascomycota, Sordariomycetes, Glomerellales, Glomerellaceae. The record is from RefSeq and is a predicted model, not a curated record. The annotation marks the transcript as partial.